AUGCGCGCCACCGCGACGUCCACGCCCGCGUCUCUGCGCUCGACGACGCGUCGAACGCACCGAGAGCGCACCGUUCGUCCAUCUCGGACGUCCGCGCCGCGAGCGGUGGCGCACAAGCGAGAUCGCGUCGUCGUGCGAGGACUCUUCGGCCUGGGGUUGCCGGAAAUCGUCGUCAUCGGCGGCGUCGCCGCGGUUCUGUUCGGACCGCAGAAGCUCCCGGAGCUCGGAAAAUCGCUCGGGAAGACGGUGAAGAGUUUCCAGGAGGCGGCCAAGGAGUUCAAGGACGAGAUGCAAACGGAGAUGGAAGAUGACGAGGAGCCGAAGAUGAUCGAGGAGAAGAAGGAGGAGUAA
Messenger RNA from Ostreococcus tauri, 351 nucleotides. RefSeq names its product Sec-independent protein translocase protein TatA/E. Bases 1 to 351 code for a protein of 116 amino acids. The record is from RefSeq and is a predicted model, not a curated record. Lineage: Eukaryota; Viridiplantae; Chlorophyta; Mamiellophyceae; Mamiellales; Bathycoccaceae. Gene Ontology annotation, cellular component: membrane. The transcript has 2 exons. Gene Ontology annotation, biological process: protein transport by the Tat complex.